UUUGUUUCUUUAGUAUUGUAAUUUAUGAGCUUAAUCAUAAUUUAAAUUACUGUAGAGCACUUUUGUCAAAUUUUGUUAAAAUAUGCUUAGGGAGAGGUUAUUACUUGGUUCUGAAUGAACAUAGUUGAUCUGCAAGAAUUCUUUUACAUUAAUUUAAAUUAUUUUUGUAUUGUUUUUUUAAAAUAAGAGAUUAAGUUUUCUUACAGUUUGAAUGGAAAUUAACGUGUCUGUUUAUUCAUUUGUUUAUUUAUUUUGUCCAUCUUUAUAAAGGAUACCAAGAAUUCUAGAGAAACUUAUACAAAAAAAUGCCAUGAAACAAUGAAACACAUUAGAAGCUAUGCAUAAGAUGUUCUACUUAAGAUAAUUCUCUGUGCUGUGCAUUUUGAAUCCAAGAAACUCAAAACACAAAUGGCAAUCUAAGUGGCAUUUCGCUUCUCUAUUAGACUUUGGGUUGCAUUUUUUUCUGUGACAUUUCAAGAUGUGAUGGAGAGAAGUGGACGGAAAAUCUUGACAGAGAACCGGAGUAUCUUUUAUCGGCUCAUAACAGAACCGUACGCUCACAACAAAGACACCCAAAUCGCCUUCCCACUCCCUGGCUGUUUCAUUUCCUGUUAUACAGGAAAUUGCCUCAGAGUCGACUGAUAGCUUUUAGUUAGAGCUGUAAUUUUAUCUCACCUUCAGCUCAAUUUCAUUAAAGAAGUGGCUGCAUUAUGCACCGGAGCAAACACCACUCAUUCAUGACAAACAAUGCACAUUUGUGCAUGCACACACACAAAUGAAUGUUUCUCCAGUUCCUUCAUUUUCCUUUAAUAUCACAUCCUCUAUAGAAUAUGUGGCAUAUACUGUAUAGAAUAUUUUCUUCUGUGCUUUUUAAAAUACAGAUUUACUUUGAAGAUAUUGGUUGAAAAGAUAUUGUACUGAGUGAAACAAUCUGUAUUUUGAUGUUAUUAUGUGAUAUUUAAUCUUUUUUUGUUUUUGUUCUUGAGGUCAAAAUAAAACCAUCUGUGCAGAGCUUUGUUGAACAUCAGAUCUGGAGUAGAUUAACACUAAUGUUUCAUGAUCAGUAAGGUACUGACGUAACAUAACUUUUCAAAAUUGAACGACAAGAGCCUCCCAGAAACCAAUGUACGCAAGACAGCAGGAGAGAGGAGUUCUUAUCACCAUCUUUCGUCACACAAUAUAAGCAAGGCUCUGGCAGUUCACGAGAAGGUGGAGUGCAGGAUUGAGCAGCACACUUAGAUUCCAAUGGCUUCACAGGUACACAGCAAGAAGGGUUCUGAAUCAGUACCUGUGCAUCCUGAGGUACAAGGCAAAACCAAGCCUCAAGAAACGAUGUCUAUACCGUCUGACCCGCAGAGUCAGAUAAAGGGUCCGGAGAUCCCAAAGUCACCGGUGGGUCUGCUGAGGAAAAGGGGUAAGGAAGCAAUUCCAAAAAUGCAACCAUCAAUGAUGAUGUUCUCCAGCAAAUACUGGGCACGUCGGGGAUUAUCACUGGAUUCAGCUAUGCUUGAUCAGCAGCACCUAGGAAAUAAUAUGCUUCGUAGGACAUCAUUUAGCCGCAUAGAUGAGAAACCGGACAAGGAGGAUAUAGGCUUGGCUUAUGACAGCAGUAAAACUGCUGUGAUUUUCUCUCUGAAGAAUGAGGUGGGAUGUCUGGUGAAGGCUCUUCGGCUCUUUCAGGAGAAGCAUAUCAAUUUGGCCCACAUUGAAUCACGCAAAUCAAAGCGAGUCACCACAGAGAUGGAGAUAUAUGCAGAGUGUAGCUGCACUAAAAAGGAAUUCAAUGAGCUGGUGCAGCACCUUAAAGACCAUGUCAACAUUAUCUCAUAUAAUACUCCUCAAAAUGUGUGGUCUGUAGAGGCUGACUGUUUGGACUGUGUGUGUGUUUUGGGUGGCUUGCCAGAUGUAGAAGGAGUCCCUUGGUUUCCCCAGAAGAUCUCUGAAUUGGACCAGUGCUCACACAGAGUGCUCAUGUAUGGCUCAGAGCUGGAUGCUGAUCAUCCUGGAUUUAAAGACAACAUCUAUAGGCAGAGGAGGAAGUACUUUGUAGAAGUUGCAAUGAAUUACAAAUUUGGCCAGCCCAUCCCACGCAUUGAGUACACACAAGAGGAGGUCAAGACUUGGGGAGUGGUGUUCCGAGAGCUCACUAAACUUUAUCCAACCCAUGCCUGCCGCGAGUACAUGAAAAACCUCCCAUUGCUCACGAAACAUUGUGGAUACCGUGAGGACAAUAUCCCCCAGCUGGAGGAUGUCUCCUGCUUUCUAAGAGAGAGGUCAGGGUUCACAGUGCGACCUGUGGCAGGUUAUCUUUCACCUAGAGACUUCCUGGCUGGUCUGGCAUAUCGAGUGUUUAAUUGCACUCAGUAUAUACGCCACAGCACUGACCCACUCUACACACCAGAGCCGGAUACUUGCCAUGAGCUCCUGGGUCAUGUCCCACUCUUAGCAGAUCCUAAGUUUGCUCAGUUCUCACAGGAAAUUGGCCUAGCUUCUCUUGGAGCUUCAGAUGAAGAUGUGCAGAAGUUGGCUACAUGCUAUUUCUUCACAAUUGAGUUUGGCCUGUGUAAACAAGAUGGCCAAUUGAGAGCCUAUGGAGCAGGGCUGCUUUCUUCAAUUGGAGAGCUACGGCACGCAUUAUCAGAAAAAGCUGUAGUGAAGCCGUUUGAUCCCAAAACUACAUGCUACCAGGAGUGCCUCAUCACAACUUUUCAAGAUGUUUACUUUGUCUCAGAGAGUUUUGAGGAAGCCAAAGAAAAGAUGAGGGAAUUUGCCAAAACAAUCAGGAGGCCCUUCUCUGUCUACUAUAACCCAUACACCCAAAGCAUUGAUCUGCUGAAGGACACCAGAAGCAUUGAAAAUGUGGUGCAGGAUCUCCGCAGUGACCUCACCACCGUCUGUGAUGCACUGGGGAAAAUGAACAAGUACCUUGGCAUCUAGAAAAAUACAAAUUACUUUUUCCAACACUUUUCUGCUUUGAAAAAACUCAAACUGCAGAUACAUUAACUAGUUGCUAAUGGUGUUCUUUAGUGUAUAAACUGAACCAAAAUUCAAGCAGAGCUUGGUCUUCCUGUCUGGUGUCUUCAUGCAUUUGCCAGCAUUCAUAGUCAAUUUAUUCAUAUGUGCAUGGCUGCCAUUGCUACAGAAGCUGCAAGACGCAUUUGUUUGUGGUUGCUGAUUGUAAUUUGCUAAUCAUAGUAUUCUAUAAUCCAAUUGCCCAAGUUCCUGACUAGGUUCAACUUCAUUAUGAGAGCGCAAACAGGAAGUUUUAGAUGGAUGAUUCCAGAUGCUAAGGCAGAAAUAUACCCCACUUUGUUCUAGCCAAUUAGCACCACAGCCUGCUUCACAGACCCUCUUACUGUCUAAAGUCCAUAUCCAUAUAGAGUCCAAUUCCAUAAAGAGUCUAGUAUUAAAUGUGUUACCUCUCUGUGCCUCCAUAUAAGCCUGAAACAAGAGUUAAAAUAGAGUAGAGUAUUUUAUUUUUUAUGUUUCAGAAUUUAUGUGUAUUCUUAUUCUUAAGUUGCAACAUUCAGGCUUAUAUGAAUGUUAAAAGUAUUGUGCCUAAAAUAAUUUAAAAAUAUAAUAUAUUCAUGGAUUUAAAUUGCUAAAGGAGUGAAUUCUACAGUCUCUAUGUCUGGAUAGUGCUUAGCAGUACUUAUUAUAUUUGCAGCUGAUAAAGUAACUGCAUCAGAUGCUUGUUUAAUAAAUAUAUAUUUUAUGUUUUUUAGGUAUCUGUCAGUUUUUUCUUUUUUUUUUGUCAUUGAAUAUAUUUAUAUUCUGGAUAUAAAGAUAUUUAUUUUAGUUAUGAAUAUGAAGCUAUUAUGAUAGAUAUGAGUUAUUUCCAGGUUUUUGUUUUUUUAUCCCACCUUGCACAACCAUGCUGAUAUGUGGAUUGCUGACUUUAAUUUGCCCCUAGUUGUAAAUUAGUAUGUGAAUGUGUAUGUGCAUGGUGCAAUACUUUAUACUCUCAUCCCAUUUUCUCACCUCAUUCUCAGUGUUCCUGGGAUCCAAUGCCCUGACCAGGAUAAAGCACUCACUGAAGUCUGAUAUUAUACAUUUAUGAUACUAUAAAUGAGUUCCAUAUUCUUUUGCGCAAACAAAAUAAACAGUGA
This is a messenger RNA of Tachysurus fulvidraco (yellow catfish), 4109 nucleotides long. It is a transcript of the gene tph2, whose product is annotated as tryptophan hydroxylase 2 (tryptophan 5-monooxygenase). Gene Ontology annotation, molecular function: iron ion binding; tryptophan 5-monooxygenase activity. Gene Ontology annotation, cellular component: neuron projection. Lineage: Eukaryota; Metazoa; Chordata; Actinopteri; Siluriformes; Bagridae. Bases 1246 to 2937 code for a protein of 563 amino acids. The record is from RefSeq and is a predicted model, not a curated record. The transcript is spliced from 11 exons. Gene Ontology annotation, biological process: aromatic amino acid metabolic process; serotonin biosynthetic process.